AUGCAGCAAGAAGCAGAGAGAUGCAGAGUUCGAGCCAGGAGGCCUGACAUGGCACUUUAUGUACCCGAAGCUCGAAGGGGUAUAGUACUACUGAAAUCAGGUGACGAGGGAAAAAGCUGUGGUCCACCUAACUCCGUGGUGAAAGAAGAACAAAGGGAAGAUUCUCUCUCCCAAAAGGAGAUCUUUCAAGACAAAUGCAAGACUCCAAGACUAAGUAUUAAUCCUGAUAAAAAGGAGCACAGUUGUAGAGAAGGAAAGAAAUAUUCAACGAAAUUUAAAAAAGAUACAUGCCUUCAAGAAAGAAAGAAAGAUAGGGUUUGUACUAAGAGGGCAACUGCAGAAUCCAAAGAAGUAUUAUCCCAAGGACAUCAGCAAAGAGUCUUCAAUACUGGGAUUGUACCUAGCGUACCUUUACAAAGACAUUUUAAACCAAAGAAGGUAGAGUGUUUGGAGGUUGAAACCAGAGAUGUGAUAGGACAUGAUGGGUUGCUUCUAUCUCAAUCUUGUUCAGAAAUCAGUAAGGCUUGGGUUCCAAACAAGCCAUCCACAAACGUGGAAAUCUCUGAUAUCAAGAGAAAUGAACUAAAUGGGGAAACAUUUGAAGAUAGAAAUUUGGAAAACAGAAUGGAAACUGAUGCCAAGAUUAUGGAGAUACUAUCCCAGUUUCCUGGAGAUUUUAAUUCUGUGGUGAAACCUGAGAGUGUGAUCUCACCAGUAAAACAAAACUCUGAUUCUGGAAUUGUACAACAAGGCAUGCAAACAUUAGAUGGAAUGCUGAAGCACAGCAAUGGCGCCAUCACUACUGAUUCUGUUCCUAGCAGUUCAGAUGGUAUCAUUGGUCAGACUUAUGUAGACUUGGAUGCUGAGAAUGUUGGUGAUACAGCCAAUAGGACAGACUCCGUCUCGAGUCAGAAAGGUAUGGAUUCCAUUCCUGAGACUGUGGGUCACCUCUCUCAUCAAAUGACUAUGGCCAGCAAAUUAGAGAGCACAAAUGACAUUUCUGAUCCAACAACGAUUAGAGGGUGUGAGGAGAAUGACAGCACUGCUGAUGAGUUAUGUGUGAAGCAUGAAUCUUCUGAUACAGCUGCCCUUGCUCAUGAAACAUAUACAGAUAAUGAGUCCGAGAGUGUACGUAACAUUACCAAUAAGACAUGUACAAUGGACAUUACAGAUACCAUAUCUGAUCAAAGGGUAGGCAGCCCUUGUGUAGUUGCAGUUAGAGUAGCAGAUGAAGCUUGUAGCAACACAGGGAGUUUCUCAGACUGUUUAGAAAUGAAUGCAGAUACAGCCCUUCUUCAUGCAGCUGAAAGUGGGAAUGACACUGAAAAUUUCAGUAACCUGACUGCUUGCUCAGAUAUCUAUGCUGAGAGUAUUUCAUCUAGUUUCACAGAGUCAACAGGAAAGUUGAUAGAGAGCUUGUCAGAUUGUGCUUCCUCCUUACCUAUAAAGAAGAUAACUGGUAGUAAUUGUAACACUUAUUUGGACUCUGAACUCAGUAUAUUAAAUGGGACAAACGUAUUUUCAGAUAGUGCCUUGGGCAGUGAUCUUGAUGGUACUGGUGAUAUAACAGAGGCAUUACAUGAACUUAAGACUGCUGAAGAGUUCCAAACAGAAGAUGGUGACUCAGAGAAUGUGGAAUUUGGUAUAUCCUUUCCUGAUAUAGAAUCAGUAUCUAAGGAAACAUCUGUGGAGCCAAAAGCAACAGAUAUAUCUCACACAGAAAGAAAUGCUGCUACUGAGGAGAGCUGA
Molecule: messenger RNA, 1749 nt
Organism: Cervus elaphus (red deer)
Lineage: Eukaryota; Metazoa; Chordata; Mammalia; Artiodactyla; Cervidae
Product: coiled-coil domain-containing protein R3HCC1L-like
Exons: 1
Coding region: 1-1749 (582 amino acids)
Source: RefSeq, a predicted model, not a curated record